AUGGACACAGCUGAAGUAGAAUUUUUAGCGGAAAAGGAAACUGUCUCAAUUGUUCCUAAUUUCGCACAAGAUAAAAUUUACCUGAUUGGUGGAGACAUCGGUCCAUUUAGCCCAGGAUUACCUACUGAGGUUCCAUUAUGGAUGGCUAUCAACCUUAAACAGUCUCAGAAAUGCAGACUGACACCUCCGACCUGGAUGGUUGUAGAACAAUUACAAGACAAGAAACAAGAAGAGACAGACUCCAAAUUUUUCACCGCCAUGCCUUCUUCACAUUACAUGGAAAUCACGCAACUUUUAUUAAAAUAUGCCACUGAUGACAUACCUCACGCUGAUGAGAUCAGAACACUUGUUAAAGAUAUCUGGGAUUUAAGGAUAGCCAAAUUAAGGAGCAGUAUUGACACUUUUGUAAAAAGUGAGGCAACUCAUGCUAAGCUGAAUCACUUAACGCUAAUGGAGUUGAAUACUGUUCGACCGUUCCUUACACAAGCCCUUGACCAGAUGCACAUUCUGCGGUCAAACAUGAGUGGACAUGUCCAUGCUUCUCAGGAAUAGGAGAAAUGAUCAAGUAUAACACUGAUUCUCAUGUUUGCUGUAUUAGAUUCAUGUAUUUGGCAAUAAGCCAAUACCUGGUAAUAAGCCCACCAAAA
This is a messenger RNA of Ylistrum balloti, 647 nucleotides long. Its product is annotated as DNA replication complex GINS protein PSF2-like. The transcript has 5 exons. Gene Ontology annotation, cellular component: nucleus; GINS complex. Lineage: Eukaryota; Metazoa; Mollusca; Bivalvia; Pectinida; Pectinidae. Gene Ontology annotation, biological process: DNA replication; double-strand break repair via break-induced replication. The coding region runs from base 1 to 552 and encodes 183 amino acids. The record is from RefSeq and is a predicted model, not a curated record.